GAUAUAUGUCUGGACUGUAUUCGAUGUUUCUUUUUCUUUUAUAAACCAUUUAAUUUUACUUUAAGACUAAAGAAAAGCAAGAACCUGUGAAAGGUUGUAUAGUUCAUGUCUCUGUUUUUCUUUCUUCCGGAUUUUCACAUUGUAUAUGAUUGAUAAAGCAAUUUGUUUAUGGUAUAGCUUAACCAACAUAUUUUGUAGACUCUGGAAUGUUUUCAAUGAUUAAAGCUUUAGGAUUUAGAAUAGGCUCUAGUCUGUGUUUUAAGAAAUUGUCUUACUAUCAUUAUGGUAAAAAGAAGGAUCAAGCUCUUUUUAAAACGGAAAUAAGCCAUGAGUCACAUACUAAGUUUAUUCAAGAUCACACAGUUGGAAUGUUGCAGAUUUUAUUAAAAGAAAUAAAAUAUGUCAGAAAGGACAAAUAUAAUAAAUUGUACGCAGGAAACUGCUAUAUUUUUUUUUCAAUAUUAAAUUCUUUGGUUACAGGACGAAUUCAUGGGCUGUUUUCUUAAUACUUAAAUAUAUUCUUUGCACGGAAAGAAGGUAUAUGUAAUAGAGAGAGAGUUUAAUGUUAGCAAUAUCAAUUUCUGCUUAGACAAGAGAAAAUACAUGAAACUCUUGUCAAGAACACGUGUAUCAUUGUUCAUGUAAUGAAGAGAUUCUGAUUACAGAUACUAUAUUUGUCGUUUUAUGACUGUCGGCUAAAUACAAGUGUCAUAAUGGCGGUCCCUGUCCACACGAGACCCCGUCUAUCAUUUUCACCCCGUGAUGUCACAGGUCAAAAUGACAAACUCGUCUGGAACCUCAGCUUUAAGAAAACCAUAUAUUAGACCAGUGUGCUUCGAGUCAAUAUUCAGAAGAAUAUCACAAUGGUCAGCUGGGUAGUUGUUCAGGUGUUUUUGCUUGCUGUCCACUUGGCCAAAUUUGUCCGGAGCCACACACACUCCUGUCCACAAGUAUCUAAUAUUCCUGUCCAGUCUGAGUUUGAUUUCAAUAGAUUUUCGGGAGGACAAAAAUGGAACCUUGUCCUGUACAACAAAAUCAUGCCUAUUGAGGGAUUAGAGAUGCCGGUAGACAAAUCUGAUAUCGCCUUUCUCUUUACUAGGAAUGCUAGUGAUGCACAGGUUGUCAGUAUUGAGGGGAGAGUAAGUUUGGCGCCCUCUCUUGCAUUCUGCCUGGACAUCACGGGGUCUGUCAGCAAUCUCCCGGGACAUCCAGCCAAACUCCGACAAUCUUACUACAACCCAAUGACAAAGAAGAUAUUCAGCUUUAAUUUCUGGGUUCUACACACGGAUUACAAGAACUUGGCUGUAGUGUACGACUGUGAAAAGACUAUGACGGACGGAACAUGCAGUCCCGGCAAUAUUUAUCUCUGGACUUUGUCCAGGGGAACUAAACACACGGUUGUGGAAAAGGCAAAAAUCAAAGAAUUGGGAGACGCAGUGUGUAUGGAUGUUUUGAAUCUCCGUCAAGUGAAACAUAAUUCUACAUGCCCAACAGUUUAAUGGCAGAAUUAAAUUUUCUCGUUACCCUUUUGUGUGGAUGUGUUUAUCGUAUAACCAUGAUUUUUACCUUAAUCUUUGAUCCCGUUAUUUUGUUAUGAUUUUAAAUAAUGUAUGUGUCUCAUUUCAAAUAUCGUUAUCAGGGUCAUAAUCAUUGUUUUACAGUUGAUCUGCACGUAGC
Molecule: messenger RNA, 1677 nt
Organism: Saccostrea cuccullata (small rock oyster)
Lineage: Eukaryota; Metazoa; Mollusca; Bivalvia; Ostreida; Ostreidae
Product: retinol-binding protein 4-B-like
Exons: 2
Coding region: 864-1499 (211 amino acids)
Molecular function (GO): retinol transmembrane transporter activity; retinoid binding
Source: RefSeq, a predicted model, not a curated record